Onychomys torridus (southern grasshopper mouse) is the source of this 978-nucleotide messenger RNA. Its product is annotated as mas-related G-protein coupled receptor member X2-like. Gene Ontology annotation, biological process: G protein-coupled receptor signaling pathway. The record is from RefSeq and is a predicted model, not a curated record. Gene Ontology annotation, cellular component: membrane. NCBI's taxonomy places the organism in Eukaryota, Metazoa, Chordata, Mammalia, Rodentia, Cricetidae. Gene Ontology annotation, molecular function: G protein-coupled receptor activity. The coding region runs from base 1 to 978 and encodes 325 amino acids. The transcript has a single exon.
AUGAGUCCAACUGGCCCAACCUGGAGGACCGACAUAACAACAGUAAAUGGAAGUGACUACAUUCUAACCACGUCCUGUGAUGCCACAAAAUUUACCCUGAAUUUUCUUAUCAUCAUCAUUGGCCUGGUUGGGCUGGCAGGAAAUGUCACAGUGCUGUGGCUUCUGGGCUUCCACAUGAGCAAGAAUGCCUUCUCUGUCUACAUAUUCAACCUGGCUGGUGCAGACUUCCUCUUCCUCUGCUUUAAUGUUAUACAUUCCAUUCAUGUUAUCAUUAGCAUAUUCAACUCCAUCUUCAUCUCUAGAUUUUUCAAUGUCCUGUUCAACUUUGCCUACCUUGCAAGUCUGAGCAUGCUCAGUGCCAUGAGCACUGAGCUCUGUGUGUCUGCUCUGUGGCCCAUAUGGUACCACUGUCGAAGACCAAGGCACACAGCAGCUGUCAUGUGUGCCCUGCUUUGGGCCUUGUCUCUACUAUUGAGCAUCCUGCAAGGGGAGGCCUGUAGCAUCUUCUUUAAUGUUUUUUCUCAUGGUUGGUGUGAGAAGCUAGAUUCCAUAAUUUUUGCUUGGUUAAUUGUUUUAUUUGUGGUUCUCAUAGGGUCCAGCCUGGCCCUGCUGCUCAGGGUCUUCUGUGGCUCACACAGGAUUCCUAUGACCAGGCUCUUUGUGACCAUUGCACUAACAGUGCUUGUCUUUCUGCUCUUUGGUUUGUCCUAUGGGAUCAACUGGUUCCCCUUAGAUAGGAUUGAGAAUUUUUAUAGAGUUUUCCCUUGUAAUGUUUAUGAAAUGUCUGCAUUCUUAUCCUGUGUUAACAGCUGUGCCAACCCCAUCAUUUACUUCCUGGUUGGCUCCAUUAGGCACCACAGGUUCCAGUGUCAGACUCUGAGGCUGUUUCUGCAGAGAGCCAUGCAGGACACUCAUGAGGAGGAAGAAGUUGGAGAGCAGUGUUAUUCAGGAAAGUCUGGAGAGCUGGAAACAGUGUAG